GCGGUACCGUCCAUCUUCACUAUCCUCUAUGGAAUCAUCAUCAAACAUCGGCUCCCUCAAUCACGAUCGCCAGCAGCGUUCCAUUACCACAAAUCAACCACAAAUGAACCAACACCAGACCUCUAUUACCCAGGCUCCUCAUUUGGGGCAUCGACAAUCUUCCCGCCGACCUCACAUUAAAUGCAGGAUCCUUGUUAUGGUUUUGUAGCACAGGCAGUGGAGAGAAGGAAACCCGAACAAGAAGGUAAAAAUAAGGUGGAGAAGGCCCACCAACGGAUGGAGAAUGUAGAAAGGUCAUUGAAGGAAUUUGAGGCGGCGGGAAAGGAGUUCUAUCGUCGCGAGAGAGAACGCUUUCAAGCUAGGGCAAUUGGCCACUGAAAACUUAUCAACCCCGACAAAUACAAUACUUGAAAAUUGAGACGGACGAAUACCUGAGAAGAGGUUUCAUAGCUUCGAAUACAC
Molecule: messenger RNA, 462 nt
Organism: Hyaloscypha bicolor E
Lineage: Eukaryota; Fungi; Ascomycota; Leotiomycetes; Helotiales; Hyaloscyphaceae
Exons: 1
Coding region: 181-378 (65 amino acids)
Source: RefSeq, a predicted model, not a curated record